Molecule: messenger RNA, 3432 nt
Organism: Maylandia zebra (zebra mbuna)
Lineage: Eukaryota; Metazoa; Chordata; Actinopteri; Cichliformes; Cichlidae
Gene: cdkal1
Product: CDK5 regulatory subunit associated protein 1-like 1
Biological process (GO): tRNA methylthiolation
Cellular component (GO): endoplasmic reticulum
Molecular function (GO): tRNA (N(6)-L-threonylcarbamoyladenosine(37)-C(2))-methylthiotransferase activity; 4 iron, 4 sulfur cluster binding
Source: RefSeq, a predicted model, not a curated record
UACCUUCCGUACUUACAGACAAGUAUGGCGGUCUAAGGGUUGUGGUGACUGCUUUGGUGGCGUAAAUAAUCAUCGUGUGCCUUUUUUAAAGCAUAUUGCCCUCGGCAUUCGAGUUCAGCUGAAGGCUACAACUACAGUGCGACUAAGAUCAUCAUGCCGUCUUCUUGUGACUCUCUGAUGGAAGACAUCGAGGACAUGGUGUCUUCUAGUGACCCCACUCCUCAUGAAAGACAGUCUGCUAGAAAAAGUAUCAUACCAAGGGCAAGGAAGAAGAAAGAGCUCAUGAGCGAUGAGGAGCUUCAAGCUGACAGUUUGAUCCCUGGUACCCAAAAGAUCUGGAUGAAAACAUGGGGCUGCAGUCAUAACAACUCAGAUGGGGAGUACAUGGCUGGGCAGCUGGCUGCCAGCGGAUACAAGAUGACUGAUGACCCGACAGAAGCAGACGUGUGGUUGCUCAACAGCUGCACUGUGAAAAACCCUGCAGAGGAUCACUUCAGAAACUCAAUCAAAAAAGCCCAGGAACAGCAGAAAAAGGUGGUAGUAGCAGGAUGCGUUCCCCAGGCCCAGCCGAGGAUGGACUACCUCAAAGGUCUCAGCAUCAUUGGGGUCCAGCAGAUUGAUCGAGUGGUGGAAGUAGUGGACGAGGCUGUUAAAGGCCACUCGGUUCGUCUGUUGGGUCAGAAGAAAGAUGGAGGCCGAAGACUUGGAGGAGCUCGACUGGACCUCCCCAAGAUCAGGAAGAACCCUCUCAUUGAAAUCAUCUCCAUUAACACCGGGUGUCUGAAUGCGUGUACCUACUGCAAGACGAAGCAUGCAAGAGGAGACUUGGCCAGUUAUCCCAUAGAGGAGCUAGUGGAGAGAGCAAGGCAGUCUUUUCAGGAGGGAGUGUGCGAGAUCUGGUUGACCAGUGAGGACACCGGUGCUUACGGUAGAGACAUAGGGACAGACCUGCCCACGCUGCUGUGGAGACUGGUGGAGGAGAUUCCCGAAGGUGCCAUGCUAAGGCUGGGGAUGACGAAUCCACCAUAUAUCCUGGAACACCUAGAGGAGAUGGCCAAGAUUUUGAAUCAUCCACGCGUCUAUGCCUUCCUCCACGUUCCCGUGCAGUCAGCCUCUGAUAGCGUACUGAUGGAUAUGAAGAGAGAAUAUUGCAUUGACGACUUCAAACGAGUGGUAGACUUCCUUAAAGAAAGAGUCCCUGGUGUAACUAUUGCUACAGAUAUAAUCUGUGGUUUUCCCGGAGAGACUGAGGAAGACUUUGAAGCAACCAUAGACUUAGUGAAAGCCUAUCGAUUCCCCAGUCUUUUCAUCAACCAGUUUUACCCCCGACCCGGUACGCCUGCCGCCAGGUUGGAGCAAGUACCAGCACAUGUGAAGAAGCAAAGAACUAAAGAGCUGUCGCAGGUCUUCCACUCUUACAACCCUUAUGACCAUAAGGUAGGGGAGAGACAGCAUGUGUUGGUGACAGAGGAGUCAUUUGAUUCCCAAUACUAUGUGGCUCACAACAAGUACUACGAACAGGUGCUGGUACCUAAAAGGGUGGAGUUUAAAGGAAAGAUGAUUGUGGUGGACGUCUAUGAGGCAGGAAAACACUUCAUGAAAGGCAAACCAGUAGAGGAAAGUAAGCCGUUCACUCCUUCCAUUGCCAUGCCGCUUCAGAAAGGAGAGGUGUCUGGUCUGCUGCAGGAACAAAAGGUCAAUGGCGUCCAUCUUUCUGCUCCCACGCCUUCUUCGUGCACCUUCUCCAUUGGAUCUAAUAGUCUGGACAGAGAAAUGCUGAAGAAGAUUGGGAUCGGGCUCGCGCUGGCAGCAGUCAUCUUGGCUUAUAUUGUACAGAGAGUGUACUGAACAAUGACUGUUGUGUGCGCGGUCUUUUUUAUUGUAAUGUCAAUACCUUCUCUUGGCAGUCUAUCGGCAUGGUCAAACGGCUUCACCGAACACCUUUUAUACCAGUCUUUUUGGUACAAAUAAUUCACCAGAUUUAGGAUUUCAUUUAGAAUAUUUUUUAAGUGCUGAUUACUUGUGACAGUGACAGUAGAGCCAUUUCUUGCUUAGGAAAAAGGUAAAAGUGUGUUUUGUUUAGUUCUUACUGAUGGUUACUGGUGCAGCUGUUACACAGAUAUUCAGUUGAUCAUACAUUCAGGGCUUUACCAUCAGUACGAGUCUGAUCUGUCACUCUGCAUCCUUUUAAAUUGGAACGUGAUUUAGCUUGGUUUAUUUCAUUUCGUGAAACUGAGUGAUGAUCUGUGUUAUACUUUGAUUAAAGUGUGUACAACUUCUUUUCACAGUAUUUAUUUUUGAAAGUGAGACAUGAACAUAUUUUCAGAAAAUGAAUGUCAUUUGUGUUGUUUUAAAAUGUUAACCUUAUGUUUCAUUGUUCAAGAAGUGCUUUGUGUUUAGAGUUUUUCACAAUAAUUCAUAGAAUAUUUGGCAGAGAUGCCAGGCGAAUUCUUACUGCUGGGAUUCAUUUAUUAUUGACACGCAUUGUGUCACCACGCACACAUUUUACAAGUAAGAUGUAGUUGUUUGCUUCUAGCAUACAAGGUUCCCUAUAUUCUCCAAUAGGCCACCGUCACACAGGUCUAGAGAAUGGUCAGAAACCCUCUGGCAACCACAGGCUGCAAUAGAAAAAUCCCCCACCAGUUGCCAAGUAGUUGCUGGCUGUUGCUGAGUGACAUUGGUUGCAAAGAGGUAUACAGUCCUGCACAUCCUUGUAAUUUCUUUGGUAACCGGCAAGCAGCCAUUGUCACCUGUAGUUUCCAUGGAAGAUACCAGCUUGUCUCCAAACACACUCCUAACUGCUUGCCUAGCAGUAGUGAAACUGUAAAAGUUGCUCCUUUUAAACCUGUUGGUUAAAGGAAUAAAGCACAGCUUUUACUUUGCCUCACCCUUUUUCCCACUUUCACUGCUGCUCAGCGACUAGAUGGGGAGUGUUCCAGAUAUCAAUCUAAUGCCCGGAUAAGCUAUAGGUGACUAGCAAUCUGCUAGCAACCAAAGCAAAGAGGUUUUUGGUGCAGCACCCUCUUUGAUACACAUUUUCCCAAGCGAUCUGUAGUUUCCAGAGGGUUACCAAUUGGUCUCUAGGCAUGUGUGGCUGACUUGCAGUGGUAUCUAGCUGAUUUCCUGCCAUGCCAGUCUAAAUAACGAGAAUGAUUCCACCUCCAUCAUUGAUUCAUAGGGUUCAUAAUUCACAUGUGGACAAAAUUCAAAUAGUUGGAUAGCAGCAGAAAUCUCAAGGGCACCGAUAUCAUACUACUGCUGGAUUUUACCAAAACUUGCUUGUGUUUUUUUGUUUUAGUUUUCCUCCCUUUCUAUAACAGUGUAAUUACCCUCCAAUACAACUCUCUAUACUUAGAUUUUUUUGGGGGGGUUGUUGUCCCAACCAUCCAGAAUUGUUAAAUAAAGGAUAAAAUCCAUUUGCCAUGAGUAAAA